AUGUCACAUUCAAGAAGUAGCCAUGGCAACAGGCGUAAUCGCAACCAUCAUCAGGGCAACAAAAAUAAAAUAAACUUCGGUGAUAAAGGUAAAGAAAUUUUACAUGACAUUGAUGAAAGUAACCCAGUAAUCCAACAAUUCCGUGGGUAUGCAUCAGAGCUUGAUGAUAAACAUGAUCGUUAUGAGCGUAUUGUUAAAUUCAGCCGUGAUAUUACAAUUGAAAGCAAACGCAUAAUAUUUUUAUUGCAUACCAUCGACAAAGAAAGCAAAACAGAUGCAAUCCUAAAUGAAGCUAAACUACGCUUGGAUAAUUUAGCAAAAACGUUAUUUAAAAAUAUUGCCCACGAGUUAAACAACCAAGAUCCGUAUCAGUACUUACGCGCCUACACGGCUGGUCUCCAAGAGUACAUAGAAGCAAUGACUUUUUAUAAUUAUUUGAAGGAUGAUUCUUUGUUGGAUUGGACAGAAGUUGAUAAGAAUCUCACCUACGCCGACCAAACAGCAGAAGAAAAUAAAAAAGCUGAUUUGGAUGAUUUGGAUGACUCUCCGUCCGAGUACAGGACACUGAUGACACCCAACGAGUACAUUCUAGGCGUUGCUGAUCUUACUGGUGAAUUAAUGCGUAAAUGUAUAAACAAUUUAGCUUUUGGUGACAUCGCAAGUUGCUACAAAACUUGCAACUUGGUUAAAGAAAUUUAUAAAGGGUUCCUCGGCUGCUCUGGUAAUUCAAGCAAGGAAAUUCGCCGUAAGCUUUACGUUCUGAAACAAAGUUUAGUUAAAAUGGAAAACGUCUGUUAUACUAUUAAAUGA
Molecule: messenger RNA, 810 nt
Organism: Cotesia congregata
Lineage: Eukaryota; Metazoa; Arthropoda; Insecta; Hymenoptera; Braconidae
Source: the annotation of a GenBank genome assembly